Piliocolobus tephrosceles (Ugandan red Colobus) is the source of this 3415-nucleotide messenger RNA. It is a transcript of the gene PROX1, whose product is annotated as prospero homeobox 1. The transcript has 5 exons. Gene Ontology annotation, cellular component: nucleus. Lineage: Eukaryota; Metazoa; Chordata; Mammalia; Primates; Cercopithecidae. Gene Ontology annotation, molecular function: DNA-binding transcription factor activity, RNA polymerase II-specific; RNA polymerase II cis-regulatory region sequence-specific DNA binding. Gene Ontology annotation, biological process: regulation of transcription by RNA polymerase II. The record is from RefSeq and is a predicted model, not a curated record. The coding region runs from base 593 to 2806 and encodes 737 amino acids.
AAGUAAAUCUUGUUGUGGAGCGGAGCCCUCAGCUGAGGGAGCGCUCUGAAAUAAUACACCAUUGCAGCCGGGGAAAGCAGAGCGGCGCAAAAGAGCUCUCACCGGGUCCGCCUGCUCCCUCUCCGCUUCGCUCCUCUUCUUUACCCUUCUCCUCUCUCCUCCUCUGCGGCUCUCUCCUCUCCUCCGCUCUUUUCUCUCCUCCUCUCCUACUCUCUCCUCUUCCCUUCGCUCCUCUUCUUUUCUUCUCCUCUUCUUCCCUCUCCUCGCCUCUCCCCUGCUCCUCUUCUCUCGUCUCCCCUCCCCGCCCGCCUCUCUCUCCCCUCUCCCUCUCCCACUCGACCCGCUCGCUCGCUCGCUGUCGCACAGACUCACCGUCUCUUGUCCAAUUAUCAUAUUCAUCACCCGCAAGAUAUCACCGUGUGUGCGCGCGCGUGUUUUCCUCUCUCUGCCGGGGAAAAAAAGAGAGAGAGAGAGAGAGAGGGAUAGAGAGAGAGAGAGGCUCGGUCCCACUGCUCCCUGCACCGCGGUCCCGGGAUUCUUGAGCUGUGCCCAGCUGACGAGCUUUUGAAGAUGGCACAAUAACCGUCCAGUGAUGCCUGACCAUGACAGCACAGCCCUCUUAAGCCGGCAAACCAAGAGGAGAAGAGUUGACAUUGGAGUGAAAAGGACGGUAGGGACAGCAUCUGCAUUUUUUGCUAAGGCAAGAGCAACGUUUUUUAGUGCCAUGAAUCCCCAAGGUUCUGAGCAGGAUGUUGAGUAUUCAGUGGUGCAGCAUGCAGAUGGGGAAAAGUCAAAUGUACUCCGCAAGCUGCUGAAGAGGGCGAACUCGUAUGAAGAUGCCAUGAUGCCUUUUCCAGGAGCAACCAUAAUUUCCCAGCUGUUGAAAAAUAACAUGAACAAAAAUGGUGGCACGGAGCCCAGUUUCCAAGCCAGCGGUCUCUCUAGUACAGGCUCCGAAGUACAUCAGGAGGAUAUAUGCAGCAACUCUUCAAGAGACAGCCCCCCAGAGUGUCUUUCCCCUUUUGGCAGGCCUACUAUGAGCCAGUUUGAUAUGGAUCGCUUAUGUGAUGAGCACCUGAGAGCAAAGCGCGCCCGGGUUGAGAAUAUAAUUCGGGGUAUGAGCCAUUCCCCCAGUGUGGCAUUAAGGGGCAAUGAAAAUGAAAGAGAGAUGGCCCCGCAGUCUGUGAGUCCCCGAGAAAGUUACAGAGAAAACAAGCGCAAGCAAAAGCUUCCCCAGCAGCAGCAACAGAGUUUCCAGCAGCUGGUUUCAGCCCGAAAAGAACAGAAGCGAGAGGAGCGCCGACAGCUGAAACAGCAGCUGGAGGACAUGCAGAAACAGCUGCGCCAGCUGCAGGAAAAGUUCUACCAAAUCUAUGACAGCACUGAUUCGGAAAAUGAUGAAGAUGGUAACCUGUCUGAAGACAGCAUGCGCUCGGAGAUCCUGGAUGCCAGGGCCCAGGACUCUGUCGGAAGGUCAGAUAAUGAGAUGUGUGAGCUAGACCCAGGACAGUUUAUUGAUCGAGCUCGAGCCCUGAUCAGAGAGCAGGAAAUGGCUGAAAACAAACCGAAGCGAGAAGGCAACAACAAAGAAAGAGACCAUGGGCCAAACUCCUUACAACCGGAAGGCAAACAUUUGGCUGAGACCUUGAAACAGGAACUGAACACUGCCAUGUCUCAAGUUGUGGACACUGUGGUCAAAGUCUUUUCGGCCAAGCCCUCCCGCCAGGUUCCUCAGGUCUUCCCACCUCUCCAGAUCCCCCAGGCCAGAUUUGCAGUCAAUGGGGAAAACCACAAUUUCCACACAGCCAACCAGCGCCUGCAGUGCUUUGGCGACGUCAUCAUUCCGAACCCCCUGGACACCUUUGGCAAUGUGCAGAUGGCCAGUUCCACUGACCAAACAGAAGCACUGCCCCUGGUUGUCCGCAAAAACUCCUCUGACCAGUCUGCCUCCGGCCCUGCCGCUGGCGGCCACCACCAGCCCCUGCACCAGUCGCCUCUCUCUGCCACUACAGGCUUCACCACGUCCACCUUCCGCCACCCCUUCCCCCUUCCCUUGAUGGCCUAUCCAUUUCAGAGCCCAUUAGGUGCUCCCUCCGGCUCCUUCUCUGGAAAAGACAGAGCCUCUCCUGAAUCCUUAGACUUAACUAGGGAUACCACGAGUCUGAGGACCAAGAUGUCAUCUCACCACCUGAGCCACCACCCUUGUUCACCAGCACACCCGCCCAGCACCGCCGAAGGGCUCUCCUUGUCGCUCAUAAAGUCCGAGUGCGGCGAUCUUCAAGAUAUGUCUGAAAUCUCACCUUAUUCGGGAAGUGCAAUGCAGGAAGGAUUGUCACCCAAUCACUUGAAAAAAGCAAAGCUCAUGUUUUUUUAUACCCGUUAUCCCAGCUCCAAUAUGCUGAAGACCUACUUCUCCGAUGUAAAGUUCAACAGAUGCAUUACCUCUCAGCUCAUCAAGUGGUUUAGCAAUUUCCGUGAGUUUUACUACAUUCAGAUGGAGAAGUACGCGCGUCAAGCCAUCAACGAUGGGGUCACCAGUACUGAAGAGCUGUCUAUAACCAGAGACUGUGAGCUGUACAGGGCUCUGAACAUGCACUACAAUAAAGCAAAUGACUUUGAGGUUCCAGAGAGAUUCCUGGAAGUUGCUCAGAUCACAUUACGGGAGUUUUUCAAUGCCAUUAUCGCAGGCAAAGAUGUUGAUCCUUCCUGGAAGAAGGCCAUAUACAAGGUCAUCUGCAAGCUGGAUAGUGAAGUCCCUGAGAUUUUCAAAUCCCCGAACUGCCUACAAGAGCUGCUUCAUGAGUAGAAAUUUCGACAACUCUAUUUGAAUGUAUGAAGAGUAGCAGUCCCCUUUGGAUGUCCAAGUUAUAUGUGUCUAGAUUUUGAUUUCAUAUAUAUGUGUAUGGGAGGCAUGGAUAUGUUAUGAAAUCAGCUGGUAAUUCCUCCUCAUCACCUUUCUCUCAUUUUCUUUUGUUUUCCAUUGCAAGGGGAUGGUCGUUUUCUUUCUGCCUUUAGUUUACUUUUGCCCAAGGCCCUUAACAUUUGGACACUUAAAAUAGGGUUAAUUUUCAGGGAAAAAGAAUGUUGGCGUGUGUAAAGUCUCUAUUAACAAUGAAGGGAAUUUGUUAACGAUGCAUCCACUUGAUUGAUGACUUAUUGCAAAUGGCGGUUGGCCGAGGAAAACCCAUGACACAGCACAACUCUACAGACAGUGAUGUGUCUCUUGUUUUUACUGCUAAGAAGGUCUGAAAAUUUAAUGAAACCACUUCAUACAUUUAAGUAUUUUGUUUGGUUUGAACUCAAUCAGUAGCUUUUCCUUACAUGUUUAAAAAUAAUGCCAGUGACAGAUGAGCAGUUCACUUUUCCAAAGUACCCCAAAAGGCCAAAUUAAAAAAGAAACAUAUUCACCAGGCAA